AUGGUUCGUAAAAGUGAGAAAGUCGUUGCUGGAGAAAACUUUCGCGCUAGAAACGAUUCUAUUACAACAAUACAAAGUGACACUCGCUCAGUGCGUUCGUUUUCGAUAAGUAGUUAUCGUAGUGACGUCACUGAAACCGCAUCUUAUAAGUUGACUUCAUCACCAACAGCGUUCACUACUCCACUCUCCCCGUCCCAAUCUACAUCAUCACCAGCCCGUAAUACUCAAACGACUUCACCAUCACCGACGAAUUCGUAUCCAAGGUCUUCGACACCACCAAGUCCGCAGUCUGGUAGUCCCACCACUCCGCAAUCGCCGUCUUCUGAAGCCCAUACUUUCGAAGAUGUCAAAACCGUUACUGAUGCUGACAAUACAAGUGAAAUAAAAGAUACAGACGAUGCAGAUGGCGUGAAUGAGGCGGAUGAUGCGAGUGAAACUAGUGAUGCUAUCCAGGAAUCAGAUCAGGAGAUUCUUAGUCCAAGAUUUAAAAUAGGCCCUCCAGUUCUUCCUCCGUUGAGUUUCUCUUUUGAGGACGAUCUGGUCAAAAUUAUCGAAAAUACCAGAAGUUCACGCCAGAACAGCGUGAGAAAGAGUAAAUUAUUUACCAUGGACGACGCAGCUUUAUUGCUGGCUAUGGAAGGAAAAAGUGUGGACAUUCUGGGUCUUGGUGAAGAGGCGGAAGUGGAAGAUGUGUUGACCAGAGAGCAUGAAAGAAAAGAUAUACCCAGAGUUAUGAUCGAAUGCGAAGAGGAGUCAGCGACGGCUCUAAAAGCCGAGUUGAUUGAGACCAAGAAAAAACUCAUUGACGUUUCGAACAAGUAUCAAAGAAUAAAGCGGAUUAGCCGAGAGGCUCUCGUUAUCACCCAUAAUUCUUACACUGAAGAACGUGUUAAUCGACAUGAAGCCGAGGUAGUCAUAGAAGAGUUACAAGCGAAACUGGCAGCACGGAAUAAGAAAAUUGCAGAGCUAAAACAAGAGAAUGAUGCCAAGGAUAGAAUGAUAAAAGACUCACAAGCGUUGAAACUACAAUUGGAAGAGAUGCGAAGCACUUUGAAAGAUUUGAGUAUGCAGAAGGAAUUGUUGCUUAAAGAAAUCGAAGGAUUGACUAAAGAGAAAGAGGAUGGAGUGGCAAACAAUCCCUCUUCUCUUGUUCGACACAUUUCUACCCACCUUGACGAAGUGAAGCAAUCAUAUAUCUCUGAUAUUCGAUCCCUGCAGACUGACAGCGACUCUUUACGUAAAGAAACCGAAAAUCUUCGCAUAUUGCGUGACCAAUGCAUCGAAGAAGCGCGAGCUCUAAACGAGAAAAAUUUAGAACUUGCUGACUUGAAUAAUGAGCUGAUGCAACAGAUUGAUGCACAUCAGAAAACUUCCAAGGGUGCACUUAACGGGUUCGGUUUCUUCAGAACAAGGCCAUCUGCGACGGACAAGGAGACAUAUGCAUGCGAGCAUGCGAGGACAUCAUCUGUAGCCACUCUCGACUCGAUGGUUAGUAAUGAUGGGGGUAAUAACCACUAUAAAGAAGGUACACAAGUUUUGGCAAUACAACGUGGUGUUGCGCAUAGAAAUAGCAUCAACCGCGGCGAGACGCCUAAAAAGUUCAAGUGGAAGAAGGGAGGCGUUCUCAAUAAAUUCCUCCAUUCGAGUAAUGAUGAGAAUAGACGAGCGUCACCUAGUGUAUCGCCCACGUCGACUCUUACCGGCAAUGAGCAGCAGGAACCAACCACUUUCUAUCGGUUGGUUAAAUGUGAACAUUGUUCAGAGAAAAUCUGGGGAAUCAACAUGGAUAUGCGGUGUUCUGCAUGUGGGGCAGGUUGUCAUCAGAAAUGCGUUAGUUCUUGUACAUCCUCCUGUACCGGAAGUCUAGGAACGUAUGCAGACGAAAACGAAAGCAUUACCAGUAUUACUGCUACGAUAUUUGGCAUUGAACUGCAAAAGCAGCUUGAGACGGAAGGAAGAGAUAUUCCAUUACUUGUAGAAAAGUGUAUAAAGGCUGUUGAAGCAAGAGGUAUGGAUUUUGAAGGCAUAUACCGUAAAUCAGGUGGAAUGUCGCAAAUGAAGGCUAUUAUAAUGGCAUUUGAACAAGGGGAAGACCUCGAUCUCAACAGUCCGGUUGAAUUCAAUGACAUUGGUGCUGUCACUAGUGUACUCAGACAAUUUUUCAGAGAAUUACCUGAUCCAUUAUUCACGACAGGGCUAUAUAAUAAAUUCCUCGAGGCUGCUGCAUUACAAGCUGCAGAAGAUAAACUCGAUCGCUUCCGGCAGGUAAUAGCCAAGCUUCCCAAAGGCCAUUAUUUGACAGCCAGGUAUCUCAUGAAUCAUCUUUACGAAGUGAGGCAAGCAGGCUCGGAGAACUUGAUGUCAGCCAAGAGCUUGUCAGUGGUAUUUGGUCCAACAAUACUCAAAGGUCGCGAUCCCAAUACGGAGAUAAUAGAUAUGAAAUUGAGGAAUUCAGCUGUAGAGUUUAUGAUUGAGAAUGCACCCAAGUUAUGGCCCAAGAAUAUUGUUAUCAGAAAGGACGGGUUUCUAUGA
Molecule: messenger RNA, 2532 nt
Organism: Paraglomus brasilianum
Lineage: Eukaryota; Fungi; Glomeromycota; Glomeromycetes; Paraglomerales; Paraglomeraceae
Source: the annotation of a GenBank genome assembly